UACUACGGUUGUUCUUUCGCUUACCAACUUGCAAAUUUUUGCAAUGAAUGUUGGUCAGUUAAUUUUGCUGCUGUUUCUUCAACUCUUCUUUGAUUUCGGGCAAAGUGACAAUACAUCAACCUCAUCUACCCAUGUUGACGAUGAUACAAAGUUUGUAUUAGAUUUGGUGAGAGGUGGGGUCCCAGUAGGAAUCAUCCAACUUUUUCUGCCCUCGGACUCCAAAGGCGCCGCUGGACCUUGCUUGCGUGAUACUUCUUUGAACCCGGAUAUUACCGGAAUGUGUAAAUUUGUAAAAGCAUUUGCAAAAGUCUAUGCCUCUAACCCAACAAACGAUUGGAACUCAUGCAGCAAGGAGGAUUAUGUUUGUAAUGCAAUUUAUCGAGCAGCAACUUCCAAUAACACACAAAAUUUUAAUUGUUCAUUAUGGCAACAGAAAUCGAUUCGAAAUAGAAUGAUUGAAAAAAUGAGUCUAGAUGACAAAGUGGAAUUAACAGACAAACUGAAGACUAGUCGAAAUCAAGCGCUCUUUCUUGCAACGUUUAGUUCAAAGGACUGCAGUAAGACAUGCUCGGAUGAGUGGCGACCUGUUUGCAGUGUGUCAGCCUUGCUUUUGGAUUUUUUGCCAAAGGUGCCACCUAACUGUCCUGAACCAACAACUGUGCCAUGUAACUGUCUUGAAGCAACUAAUAUGCCAUGUAACUGUUCUGAAACAAGUAAUACUGAGAUCCAAACUUGCCAAGUGUUUAAGAAUGGAACAGUCAGUUCACUGUCUGCGGGAUCCAUAGACAUCAAGUUGCCUAAGAAAUUGGUUACGAAGGAAGUAACUGUGAGUGUCUCACAGUUACUUGAUGGAGGUAAAGGGAAGACGGUUAGCACGAUGUUUAUCAUGGAAAAGAUGGUGAAUGUGUCUACUAGUACAGCAAAUGUAUCAAUGUCUGGAAGUGUAGUGGUGGUCAAGUUGCCUGACAACAAGAUGAGUGUGAAACUGGGUAGAAAGGGUGUACCAGUAAGUGUGAACGUCGCACUUGAUGGAGGUAAUGUGAGUAUGACUGCUAGCAGGAUGAAUGGAUCAGUGUCUAUCAUGGAAAAGAGGGUGACCAUGUUAACCAGUAAAUCAGAUGUGCCAACGUCUGGUAAUGAAAUGUUUAUCUUCAAGGAUAAGACAAAGACAUUAUUGUCAGUUAAUAGACAGUGGGUAAGAGUGUACACAAAGGGAACAGACACAACUAUAUUUCCUAAUAGAAAUGAAGUGACAAUACAGAAGAAAGGAACGUUUGUUUCUGCAUCCAUCAACAGCUCAACCAUCAAAGUGUAUACCAGUAAAACAAACGUGACAAUGUCCACCAAAGGGUUGAAUCUAAAGGUGCUCACUGAUACAUUGCCAAUGGCAUUUUCUAUCAAUAAAGUAGGCAUAGCAAUACAAUCAUUGGAGUGUAACCUCCACAGAUGUGAACUGGACGUGUAAUAUUUCACAACAAGCCAAUCAAACAGAAAACACAACUACACAAAGCAAAGAUGCUACAAAACCAGGUAAAUCAAAGUCACCUGCAAAUAUCCCUAACCCAAAACCAAGUCCAUUGUCACCUACAACGAGUCAAUCUAGCAGAGAAGGCAGCACCAUUUCCCUAUCUUCCUAUAAUAUUUACAUUGCAAUAGCCAGUGCCUUGGUUAUUGUGGGCUAUAUCACGUAUCACAAUCGUGAAUAUCUUUGUAAGCUCAUUGGCAAUGGAGGACAACGAGGAGACCAAAGAAAAGAACUACAAGCACCUGAAGUCGUUGAAGACGCAUUCCCAUGACAAAUUUCAUGUACGUCGAUUAGUUCUCAUGCUGGCUAUAAGAAUGUAAUGAAAAUGUAGUUCAUAAUGAAAAUGUAGUUCGUAAUGAAAAUUUAGUUUGUAGUUCGUAUUCAUUUUGUAGGGUCAGUGACGGUUGAUUUCAGGUCUAUUGAGAGAUUGAGUGCUUGCAGUAUGAUUAUGCUUUGUCCAGUAGACGUGUCUAGUGUCUUCAAUCAAUAGUAGUUAUAUACU
This is a messenger RNA of Corticium candelabrum, 2027 nucleotides long. RefSeq lists its product as uncharacterized. The coding region runs from base 44 to 1465 and encodes 473 amino acids. NCBI's taxonomy places the organism in Eukaryota, Metazoa, Porifera, Homoscleromorpha, Homosclerophorida, Plakinidae. The record is from RefSeq and is a predicted model, not a curated record. The transcript has 4 exons.